Messenger RNA from Drosophila subobscura, 2846 nucleotides. RefSeq names its product protein tramtrack, alpha isoform. Gene Ontology annotation, cellular component: nucleus. NCBI's taxonomy places the organism in Eukaryota, Metazoa, Arthropoda, Insecta, Diptera, Drosophilidae. The transcript is spliced from 6 exons. Gene Ontology annotation, biological process: regulation of transcription by RNA polymerase II. The record is from RefSeq and is a predicted model, not a curated record. Gene Ontology annotation, molecular function: protein binding; DNA binding. Bases 36 to 2123 code for a protein of 695 amino acids.
AGCAGGAGCGGAGGUGGGAGCGUUACGGCCUCAUCAUGCAGCCGCAGCAGUACUGCCUGCGCUGGAAGUAUCAUCAUAGCAACUUGCAGAUGAUGUUCUCGCAGCUGCUGGAUCGUGGCUGCUUCUGCGACGUGACACUGGCCUGCGAGGGGCAAAUGAUACGCGCCCAUCGCGUGGUGCUGUGCGCCUGCAGCACGUUCUUUGACUCGGUGCUGACGAGCUAUGCCAGCGAGCGGGAUCCGAUUAUUAUCAUGAAGGAUGUGACCUUUGCCGAGGUCAAGUGCCUCAUCGAGUUCAUGUACAAGGGGGAGAUCAAUGUGGAGCACGCGAGCCUCCCGUCGCUGCUGCGGACUGCCGAUGAGCUGAAGAUCAAGGGUCUGGCCGAGGUGAGUUGGCGCGACGAUGAGGAUGGUCCACCGCCGCCCAUACCAGCGGCCGUGUUCCUGUCGCCGCCACGCAGCCUCGCCGAGAGCUAUGCCCAGGACAUGCUGCAUCACCAGCAACAGCAGCAGCAGCAGCAGCAGCAGCAGCAGGCAGCACCGCAGGCAACGCUGCAAACAGAGAGGGAUCUUCACGAUCGGGAGCCCUCCAUGGAGCGGGUGCUUGGCCGCAUGCCCUCGCAGACACCACAACCAGGAGCAGGAACAGGAGCAGGAACAGGAGCUGGAACAGGAGCUGGAGCCAGUAGCGAGCUGCAGGCGGCCGUUGCACCCGUGGAACACUUUAUGGGACCAAAACGCAAGCGAGGACGUCCCCCACUGGACGAUGCCUACGAUGUAUUCAAUGUCCGCAAGCUGGCCCACUAUGCUGCCAGCCUGGAGCCCGCCCAGCGCGCAUAUUUGGAGUCUGCCCGUCACUUUGCCGAGGAGCCGUUCCAGCAGCUUGCUCCACAUUCCAGCACGUUGGCCUCCCCGCCCGCCUCCGCCACCACCUCGAGCCUGCUGCCCAAGCAGCGGCAGCGGCAUCGCCAUCACCAGCAGCAGCAGCAGCAGCAGCAGCUACAGGCUGGCGCCUCGGAGCAGGACUCGGAUGCGGCUGAUGGCAGGGCCAAUGGCAUGCAGCGUGGCAGCUCCACGCCCAAGCCCAGCGAUGGCAGCGAGGCAGCCGCCAAGCACGUGCUCGAGGCAAGGAAUGACCUAGGGGAUCACCAGGUGCUGGGCACCUCCACCAAAAAGCUGGAGAAGAUAAGCGAGCGGAGGGAGCGGCAUGGCAAGCUGCGCCAUGCACGCCGCCACUUUGCGGGAGGAGAGCCGGAGAAGCCCUCCGAGAAGCGUCACUCUGAGGAGUCAUCGUCACAGGGCCUGCCGCAGCCCGUGGAGGAGAUUGAGAACGAGCAUCUGGUGGCCAAUCGGGCAGAGUCGCCAGCCGCCCGCUGUCCCUCGGCGCUGGUGCCCGCCAGCUUCAGUCGCAAGUACGAAUCGGGUGUGGGUGGAGCCGGAGCCGGAGCCUCCACUGGAGCUGGCACCGGCACUGGCGGCUAUUUGAUCAACGAGCAUGGCCUGCUGAUGCCCCACGAAUUCCCACCGAACGUGGCCAGUGCCGCAGCGGCCACCGCUGCUGUGGCCGUGGCAGCAGCUGCGGCUGUGGCCGCCAGUGCCAGUGCCAGUGCCAAUGCCAGCAAUGGAAGCCACAGCCAGGUGGGUGAGCAGGGGGAACUGGAGGACUACGACGCGGCCGAGCUGCGUCUGACCAACGAGGAGCUCUCGGAGUGGCAGGACGUGAUCAAGAUGGACGACUACUUGGCCAAGGGCCGGCGCCCGCAGUUCUGGGAGGAGCCGUUCACCAAGCGCGUGCUGGAUGCCAUCAAGAACAAGCGACUCGAGAUGAAGAAGGCUGCCCGCAUUCUGGGCGUUUCCUACGGCACACUGUACGGGCGCUACCGCGAGGUGUAUGGCUGCCUCAAGCAUCCCUACAGCUCGGCUCUCCUCUCCACUCUUCCACACAGCUUCACGAAUUUUCGUAACUUUGGGCCGUCGCCGUCGGUCGCUGGCGGCCCGCUGGCCGUUGGCCAGCCACGCUUUGAUCUGAAUCUACGCGCCGGGGCCGCACAGCCCUCACAGUUGGGUGAACUGGGGAAGCUAAAGAAGGAUCUGAGCGAGCUCUGGACACGACCACAGAUUUGAGAGCCAGCAAAGCCAAUAAGAAAAUCCCGAAAUCUCAAGCGCCGCCACAGGCCUGUUUAGGAGAGGGACAAAAAGAGAUGCAGACAAAAGACACACCAAGAAAUGAUCCCCGAACAAGUGGAUCACGAGGCUAGCUAAAGCAAACGAAGAACAAGCGGGAGAUUAAACUUUCCAAAAGAAUUUCCCACAAUAAUUUAAUUUUUUUUUCUUAGUUUUUUUCCUUCCUUCGUGUUAAGUCAGAUUUAAUAUGUCUGCUUGGGGGGAAUUUAAAUUUUAAUCUAAUAUAUAAAUAAUAAUAAUGAAAAUAUAUUAAAAUAUGUACACAUACACACACGCACGCACCCAUACAUGCACACAUAUGUAUGUAUGUAUGUAUGUAUGCUGCAUAUUAGCUAAUGUAAAAAGUACAGGCAGAGCAGUUAGCUGUACGUAGAUAACGGUAUUAAUCAGCAUUCAAUGUGAAGUGCAAGAGCGGUUUUUUCUUUCUUUUUUUGGUAGUGCAAUUUCCGAUACAAUACGAAAAACCUAUGAAAUCUAGCUAAUCAUUAAAUAACUGUAAUAAUGUAGCUGUAAUGACAGCCUCCGGGGAAUCCGCAAACAGUAUGGACAUUUUUUUGUAUAAGUUAAACAAACACACAAAAAACAUAACAGAGAACAGCAAACAAUAUGUAUUACAUACAAAAGAAUAUGUUUGAAACGAAAUAUAAAUUAACAUCAACUUAA